AUGUCUGAAUAUGGAAAAUUCGGUCCGCUAAUUGGUGCCAUUGACGAGGGCACCUCAAGUGCGCGCUUUAUUAUUUUCAAAGCGAAUUCUUCAGAAGUUGUAGCAUACCAUCAGAAAGAGCUUGAGCAAAUUUUCCCUCAAGAAGGAUGGGUUGAACAAGAUCCGAACGCAAUUUUAGAAGUGGUUAUGACAUGCAUACAGAAAGCAGUUGAGACUUUGGUGUCGUUGGGAGGUUCAGCUAAGGAUAUAAUUGCUGUUGGUGUUACUAACCAAAGAGAGACAACAAUAGUUUGGGACCGAAGCACAGGCAAACCUUUACACAAUGCUAUUGUGUGGUUGGACAUGAGAACCUCUUCUACCAUUGACAAGUUGUUGGACACAGUGCCCAAUAAGACAAGGAAUAAAAAUUAUUUAAAGCCAUUGUGUGGACUUCCUUUAUCCCCUUACUUCAGUGCAGUAAAAUUAAGAUGGCUCAGUGACAAUGUUGAUGCUAUAAAGAAUGCUAUGAAGAAAGGAACAUGUUGUUUCGGAACCGUUGACACUUGGAUCAUUUGGAAUUUGACAGGUGGUCCAAAUGACGGGAAGCAUGUUACUGAUGUAACCAAUGCAUCAAGAACUAUGAUGAUGAAUAUUGAGAACCUGGACUGGGAUCCAUUGUUGCUUAAGUUUUUUGAAGUUCCUAAGAGUGUGUUACCAGAAAUUAAAUCUAGUUCAGAGGUUUAUGGUUACAUAGCUGAUGGUCCACUGAAAGGUGUACCAAUAGCUGGCUGUCUUGGAGACCAACAGGCCGCCUUAGUUGGCCAAAUGUGCUUGCAAAAAGGCCAGGCGAAAGCUACAUAUGGAACUGGUUGCUUUGUUCUUUACAAUACGGGCGAUAUUCGCGUCAAUUCUGGUCGAGGUCUGCUGACUACGGUUGCUUAUCAGCUAGGAAGCAAAAACCAACCACACUAUGCCCUUGAAGGAUCAGUAGCUGUUGCUGGAGCUGCUUUAGGAUGGCUUAGAGAUAAUAUUGGCCUUUUGGAAAGUGCCAAGGACUCUCAGGGUAUAGCUGAGAAAGCUACAGAAAAUGGUAGUGUUGUAUUUGUACCUGCCUUCAGUGGUUUGUAUGCACCGUAUUGGCGUCAAGAUGCUAGAGGUGUUAUAUGUGGAAUAUCUGAAGAUACAAACUCCAAUCACAUUGUAAAGGCUGCCCUCGAAGCUGUCUGUUAUCAAGUGCGGGAUAUCCUCGAUGCUAUGAAUGAAGACUGCGGUAUUCCUCUGCAACUACUUAAGGUGGACGGUGGCAUGACUUCUAAUGCUCUAGUCAUGCAAAUGCAAGCUGAUUUGAUCGGAAUCAACGUAAUAAGGGCUGGAUUUACUGAGAGCACCGCUUUAGGGGCAGCGCUUUGUGCCUAUUGGGGAGUGGAGCCUUCUAAGCAAGGGUCUCCUAUACCAAUGACCAGUGGAACUACAUAUACCUCUCUUAUCACCGACGACGAACGAGAUAUGCGAUACAAACAGUGGAAGAUGGCUGUCGACCGAUCCCUAGGAUGGGAACAAAACUAA
Spodoptera littoralis (African cotton leafworm) is the source of this 1545-nucleotide messenger RNA. NCBI's taxonomy places the organism in Eukaryota, Metazoa, Arthropoda, Insecta, Lepidoptera, Noctuidae. The record is from the annotation of a GenBank genome assembly.